Messenger RNA from Cyprinodon variegatus (sheepshead minnow), 1009 nucleotides. Its product is annotated as retinol dehydrogenase 10-like. Gene Ontology annotation, cellular component: lipid droplet. Gene Ontology annotation, molecular function: oxidoreductase activity, acting on the CH-OH group of donors, NAD or NADP as acceptor. The coding region runs from base 20 to 967 and encodes 315 amino acids. Lineage: Eukaryota; Metazoa; Chordata; Actinopteri; Cyprinodontiformes; Cyprinodontidae. The transcript is spliced from 5 exons. The record is from RefSeq and is a predicted model, not a curated record.
CAGACUCAACUCCAUCACCAUGAUCUUCAUCUUGGACUUGCUGCUGUUUCUCAUCGAUGUGACCUACUCUAUCCUGUGCGCCGUGACGCGCGCCUUCCUCCAUCCCCGCUUGAAGAGCGUUGAUGGGGAGCUUUGUCUGAUCACCGGAGCCGGGGGGGUUUUGGGUCGACUUUUCGCCCUGGAGUUUGCCAAAGAAGGGGCACACCUCGUCUUGUGGGACUGCAACACAGGUGCAAACGAACAGACCGCAGAACUGGCCCGGGAGCUGGGUGUGGAUGUGCGCACCUACACCGUGGACCUGUCCAAGCGCCAGAACAUCUAUGAGGCAGCGGAGAGGGUGAGAGCGGAGGUCGGGGAUGUGUCCAUCCUGGUCAACAAUGCUGGAGUGGUGGCCGGACGGAGGCUGCUGGACUGUCCUGACGAGCUUCUGGAGAGGACUCUACUGGUCAACUGUCAUGCGCUAUUUUGGAUGACAAAAGCCUUCUUGCCACAAAUGAAAUCAAGGAACCAUGGCCACAUUGUCACCAUUGCAAGCGCACUUGGACUGUUCACCACAGCGUGUGUAGAGGAUUACUGUGCCAGUAAGUUUGGUGCUGUUGGUUUCCACGAAUCACUAGCACAUGAACUGCGAGCAGAAAACAACGAUGGCAUCAAAACCACUUUAGUGUGCCCCUACAUUGUUGACACAGGGAUGUUUGCAGGCUGUGAGAUCAGGAAAGAGAUUCAGAGUUUGAUUCCUCCACUUGAGCCUCUCUAUACGGUGCAGCAGUCCAUGAAAGCCAUAUUAGGAGAGCAAGAGAUGGUCUGCAUUCCUCGUAUAAUGUACAUCCCCUUCAUCGCAAGAGCGGUGCUGCCUUGGGAGGCCAACGUUGUGACGUAUCGCUUCAUGGGAGGUGAUAGAUGUAUGCUGCCAUUCAUCAAGAACACUGAGACGAAGACAUCAAAUGGCCACAUGAAAUCCCCCUGAGUCUUUUGUGUUUUUGAAUGGAAUUAAGUAAAUGCCAAGGAU